This is a messenger RNA of Dalotia coriaria, 2262 nucleotides long. RefSeq lists its product as uncharacterized. The transcript is spliced from 7 exons. NCBI's taxonomy places the organism in Eukaryota, Metazoa, Arthropoda, Insecta, Coleoptera, Staphylinidae. The record is from RefSeq and is a predicted model, not a curated record. Gene Ontology annotation, cellular component: microtubule cytoskeleton; nucleus. The coding region runs from base 61 to 2202 and encodes 713 amino acids. Gene Ontology annotation, biological process: cilium movement involved in cell motility; cilium assembly.
CUAGUUCAAACCCCAGUCUAUCAUUAAAAUUCACCCUAGCGAGUACUAAAUCUCACCACAAUGGCAACCUCUGGACGCCUACCAGCCGGAUACAUCAACCCAUCCUCACUAGCCCCGUCCUCCUACCGUCCGUACACAAAAGAACACUCCAUACACGCAACACCCUCGCAACUAUUAGAAAACUACCGCAAGAACCCUCUCGAUAAACCACCUGGCUACCUCCCGCAAGCAACAGAUUUCUUAAAAUACCCUACUGAAUUAAAACCCCUUGGUGUUUUGGAUUAUUCCGCGCAGGGACGCACAGAAUAUUCACAUGAACAAGGCUAUCGAGGUAUACGCCCUGUAGUGGACACAUUCUCAAUCACAAGAUUCAGUCCUGGAGAGUGGAGACAACACAAUCAAGAUUUACUAUUGACCUCACACGCAAAACAGAAUAAAUGUGAAAAUGCCGAGUGGAAUGGUUUGGAGUGCAUUGAAAAUGUGCGCAUGCAAACUGACGAUGCACAAAGAUCGAACACGGAGAGAUUAUGGCAAAGGGAGAAAGAAAUAUAUCAUUGGCAGACACAACUUGAGGAUGGUAUUGAGCGAAUGAAUGAUGAAAUUGACUUAUUGAAGAGGGAAAGAGUAAGGUUACAGAAUUCAAGGCAAAUGGUACUAAUACCAAUGUCAAUAGCAAGAGAAAGUUUACAACGUCGUACAAGUCGUAUAGAUGUAGAAUUAGUUCGUGAUGAAGUUGAAGAAGCCCUUACAGUCGAAAUGUCUUUGACUGCACAGAUAAAAGAUUUAUUAGAGCAAACGUUGCGUGAUUUAGAGAUGCAAAUGAUUGAAAACACAUCGGCACAAAGGCAGAUGACGUAUGAUUGGGCUGAAAAAGUGCGUGCGUUUGAAUUGGAAUCAACAAAUGCUGAAUUGAGAAAUCAUUCGACUACUAUUCAAUGGAAACGAGGAAUUACACAAUUCCCUAAUGAUCAAUCUACUGUUGAAUUGUGGAAUAAAUUCGUUAAAGAUAUCCAUCAGAAUGGUGAAACUAUCCGAGAAAAAUCCGCGGCUUUUAGGGGAACUUUAGAUGCUAUAUUGGUGCAUGCAGCGCGUGAUUUACGAACACAAGCUGAUAGAGUGGAAAAUGCUUUGAAUAAUCGCAUUGCAACUACUGAAGAAAUGAGAAGACAAUUGGAACUGGAGCUUAAAAAGACGCUAAUAAUUCUAUUCAACAAAUACGAAAUCGCCACUCCAGCAUCUUGUUCGUCCGCGUAUGGAGCAAAACCAUGUCCCUACGUGCCGUCCCCACCGGGGGAGCGUCCCCCAUGUGCCAAAUACGGAUAUACGUAUUGCGAGUAUCCAGAACAUUACCCAAAAGAUUUAGUAAUGCACCUGAUAGAAAAAUGGAAAUUCGACCAUGGUACACUGCUACAAAACGAAACACCCUCUGAUUAUAGUGUGUAUACCCCUGCACCCCCGCGUGAUACAUACGGCCCACCCCCAAACACAAUAUACCCCUAUCCAGCGCCUGUAUACGGCCCACCAGCUAAUACGCAUGAUCCAUACGCAAAUCGCAGCCCAAAUAGCUACAUACCACCCCCGCCCAUACACCACCCCCUUCAAAAUCAAUCUUAUCCUUAUCCGCCGGCCUCUAACUACCCCCAACCGAAAUUUCCAUAUAAUAGUAAUGUAUAUCACGAUGUUCAACAGAAUCAUUAUAAAAAUAUGCAUUUCCAACCGGAGUUUAAUAGAUUCCAACAAAAUGUUUGGAAUAAAUGGAAUGGUCGAAAAUUUUACAUGCGAAAAAAGCGUUCGGUGCUUAAAAAAUAUUUAAACAACGAAUACAAUUCCACGUUACUCUUGGGUGAUAAACCCGAGUUUCUAUCAAGAAAAAGACGACAAUCAUCGUCAGCACAACCACUUUGCGAUUCAUUUUCGCAGUUUAUAAUGCCCCGAGCGGCGAUGAACAACAAGGGUGAUUGGAUGUACGUGGUUAAUGUACCGGAAGCGGAUGGAAGAUAUUCCCAAUUGGUCAAGAGUGAAACCUGCGUCCGAACCGGCCGAUGUUCGAACUUGUGCAGCAUACCCGAUGGCUAUGCGUCGAGAUGCGAACAACGAUACGUGCAGAAAAGAUUAGUAGCGGUCGAACCGGGCGGCGGUAAUCUCUACACCGAUAUUUUCUGGUUCCCCAGUUGCUGUCUAUGCACGAUCAAUCGCGUCUAACACUUGGAUUUGUUAAAUUAUUGUUUCUUGUGUAUAAUAAAACCAAUGAUUUGUACACGC